GCAGAGCGGGACGCUGGGGUCCGCCCCCGCCCUGACUGCGGGGCGGGGCCGCACCUGCUGCCGCUGCCGGGGCUACGCCGCCGCCGGGGCUGUUGCCGCGGCGCACCUGGCUCAGGUGAGCUGCCCCGCCCCAGCCCGGCGCGAGCCCCAGGUCCUGGCAGCAGGUGAGUGGCGGUCGCCAUCAGACCCGCGAAGCCUCUGACCUGUCCAGGUGCCCUGUCCAGCUGACUGCAAGGACAGAGAGGAGUCCUGCCCAGCUCUUGGAUCAGUCUGCUGGCCGAGGAGCCCGGUGGAGCCGGGGGUGACCCUGGAGCCCAGCCUGCCCCGAGGAGGCCCCGGCUCAGAGCCAUGCCAGGUGUCUGUGAUAGGGCCCCUGACUUCCUCUCCCCGUCUGAAGACCAGGUGCUGAGGCCUGCCUUGGGCAGCUCAGUGGCUCUGAACUGCACGGCUUGGGUAGUCUCUGGGCCCCACUGCUCCCUGCCUUCAGUCCAGUGGCUGAAAGAUGGGCUUCCGUUGGGAAAUGGGGGCCACUACAGCCUCCACGAGCACUCCUGGGUCAAGGCCAACCUGUCAGAGGUGCUUGUGUCCAGUGUCCUGGGGGUCAACGUGACCAGCGCUGAAGUCUAUGGGGCCUUCACCUGCUCCAUCCAGAACAUCAGCUUCUCCUUCACUCUUCAGAGAGCUGGCCCUACAAGCCACGUGGCUGCGGUGCUGGCCUCCCUCCUGGUCCUGCUGGCCCUGCUGCUGGCCGCCCUGCUCUAUGUCAAGUGCCGUCUCAACGUGCUGCUCUGGUACCAGGACGCGUAUGGGGAGGUGGAGAUGAACGACGGGAAGCUCUACGACGCCUACGUCUCCUACAGCGACUGCCCCGAGGACCGCAAGUUCGUGAACUUCAUCCUAAAGCCGCAGCUGGAGCGGCGUCGGGGCUACAAGCUCUUCCUGGACGACCGCGACCUCCUGCCGCGCGCUGAGCCCUCCGCCGACCUCUUGGUGAACCUGAGCCGCUGCCGACGCCUCAUCGUGGUGCUUUCGGACGCCUUCCUGAGCCGGGCCUGGUGCAGCCACAGCUUCCGGGAGGGCCUGUGCCGGCUGCUGGAGCUCACCCGCAGACCCAUCUUCAUCACCUUCGAGAGCCAGAGGCGCGACCCCGCGCACCCGGCGCUCCGCCUGCUGCGCCAGCACCGCCACCUGGUGACCUUGCUGCUCUGGAGGCCCGGCUCCGUGACUCCUUCCUCCGAUUUUUGGAAAGAAGUGCAGCUGGCGCUGCCGCGGAAGGUGCGGUACAGGCCGGUGGAAGGAGACCCCCAGACGCAGCUGCAGGACGACAAGGACCCCAUGCUGAUUCUUCGAGGCCGAGUCCCGGAGGGCCGGGCCCUGGACUCAGAGGUGGACCCGGACCCUGAGGGCGACCUGGGUGUCCGGGGGCCUGUCUUUGGAGAGCCAUCAGCUCCACCGCACACCAGUGGGGUCUCGCUGGGAGAGAGCCGGAGCAGCGAAGUGGACGUCUCGGAUCUCGGCUCGCGAAACUACAGUGCCCGCACAGACUUCUACUGCCUGGUGUCCAAGGAUGAUAUGUAGCUCCCAUCCCAGAGUGCCGGAUCAUAGGGACAGUGGGGGCCAGGGCAGCGGCGUCGCUCCUCUGCUCAACAGGACCACAACCCCUGCCAGCAGCCCUGGGACCCUGCCAGCAGCCCUGGGAAAAGGCUGUGGCCUCAGGGCGCCUCCCAGUGCCAGAAAAUAAAGUCCUUUUGGAUUCUG
Messenger RNA from Pan troglodytes (chimpanzee), 1758 nucleotides. It is a transcript of the gene SIGIRR, whose product is annotated as single Ig and TIR domain containing. Bases 349 to 1578 code for a protein of 409 amino acids. The transcript is spliced from 10 exons. NCBI's taxonomy places the organism in Eukaryota, Metazoa, Chordata, Mammalia, Primates, Hominidae. Gene Ontology annotation, biological process: signal transduction. The record is from RefSeq and is a predicted model, not a curated record.